Molecule: messenger RNA, 1330 nt
Organism: Pichia membranifaciens NRRL Y-2026
Lineage: Eukaryota; Fungi; Ascomycota; Pichiomycetes; Pichiales; Pichiaceae
Exons: 1
Coding region: 355-966 (203 amino acids)
Molecular function (GO): GTP binding; GTPase activity
Source: RefSeq, a predicted model, not a curated record
UACACCAUCACCGUAUCCCGUAUAUAGAACCGAGUGUGUAUAUGUGGAUGUAUGUGCGCCCCCAGGGAAGCCAAGCUCUAGCUGGAAAUGGCAAUGGGCUCUUGCCGCUGUGGGCCUGGACGAGUACGCAGGCAGUGUAGGGGUGUAGGGUAUAGAAAUUCGCACUGUGCUGUGAAUGUGAGGGAAGAAGGCAACAACGAGUCGCACACAUGCUGGCUGGCAUUAUCACGCAGCUUAGAGAGUUGUUUGGAGGAGCCAGGGGUUCAGUAAGGAGAAGAGGGGUAGUCAAGGUACUGUUCUGGGCAGGAGAGAUAGCAGCAUCGACCAAGGCAGCGACUAGACAACUGACGAGAGAUGAACAACGACUACGACUAUCUAUUUAAGCUAUUGUUGAUUGGUGACUCCGGUGUGGGUAAGUCGUGUUUGUUGCUCAGAUUUGCUGAGAACACAUAUACACAAGACUACAUUUCCACCAUCGGUGUCGACUUCAAAAUUAGAACCAUAGAGUUAGACGGAAAGACUAUAAAGUUACAAAUCUGGGACACCGCUGGACAGGAGAGAUUCAGAACGAUCACAUCUUCGUACUACAGAGGUGCACAUGGUAUCAUCAUUGUUUACGAUGUGACAGACCAGGAGUCUUUCAAUAACGUCAACCAAUGGCUACAGGAGAUUGACAGAUAUGCCACCAGUAGUGUCCAAAAGCUCUUGGUUGGUAACAAGUGCGAUUUGACAGACAAGAAGGUUGUGGAUUAUGCGGUUGCCAAGGAGUUUGCCGACUCGAGAGGCAUUCAAUUGUUAGAGACAUCUGCUGCCGACUCCACUAAUGUUGAACAGGCGUUCAUUCUCAUGUCUAAGCAAAUCAAAGAUCAGAUGGCGAACGCACAACCUGCAGCAAACGCAAGCAAUAAACCAAACGUUAAUCUAGCAGGUACUGCGGUUAAUUCUCAACAAGGAGGUUGUUGUUAAGAAACUUUCGAUAUCUUUUUUUUUGUCUCUCCCCACCAUUUAAGUAGCUACAGCUUUAAUCAAUGAUAGUUAUAAGAAUGCUGUAUGCAUAACCCGAAAAUCACAUUACUCAGAUUUCCCCUUCUCUUGAAAGGGGAGUGUUUUGCGCACAGGUGCUUUGCUUUACUUUCUCUUUCUACGUUGAUGGCUGGUAAUCUAAUGCGUGUGUGGGUGUGUCUCUCAAAUUUUCUUUCCUUCUAGUUUUCUUCCUUUCUACUUAGGUCAUUAUUCUAUUGACAGGUAAUUUAAUAUAAUUCUAUAAACACAAUUAGUGCUUCGAUGCAGAUCUAUACAUAUCUAAGUACUCUUUUACAGAUAACGAUCU